GUGAUGUCGGAUGGGCUGACAAUGACCUUUUGUCAAGACACGUCGUGGUGCGGAUACCGUACCGUUCGGACAAAGUUUAGGGGCACGAGCUGGAUAAAGAAAAGACAGGCGAGGAUGGAGUUGGAGUAGCCGCAUGUGCAUUUUCCUCAGAGGUUCCAUAGUGACCCUAUCUCCGCCAGUUCUCUGAUCCAAACCCGACUGACAUGCGAGCGAUCCUGUCGCGUUCGGAAGUCCAUGGGCGUACCGACGUGGUGGAGAUUCGGGUACGUUUUGGCCAGGUCACGGACUUGCCGAGCGCUAUCGCCGGCGAACAUGUCUACCUCGGUAUGGUCGGUGAUGGCGAUGACGGUCAACGGCCCAUCAGAUCGAGGGUCGCAUCCGGAGAGCAACGUGACGAGCGGACUGACAUCGCGCGUGAUGAACGUCGGAUUGUACAUGACAAGAACCUCGAGACAAGGCAGGGUUAGGCACGUAGAUGAGAGGCGUUCCUCGAUUAUGGGUUCCUCCAACGC
This is a messenger RNA of Punctularia strigosozonata HHB-11173 SS5, 512 nucleotides long. RefSeq lists its product as uncharacterized. The record is from RefSeq and is a predicted model, not a curated record. The annotation marks the transcript as partial. NCBI's taxonomy places the organism in Eukaryota, Fungi, Basidiomycota, Agaricomycetes, Corticiales, Punctulariaceae. The transcript has a single exon.